Euleptes europaea (tarantolino) is the source of this 2385-nucleotide messenger RNA. RefSeq names its product granulin precursor (gene GRN). Gene Ontology annotation, cellular component: extracellular region. The transcript has 15 exons. The coding region runs from base 1 to 2385 and encodes 794 amino acids. The record is from RefSeq and is a predicted model, not a curated record. Lineage: Eukaryota; Metazoa; Chordata; Lepidosauria; Squamata; Sphaerodactylidae.
AUGGUCCUGAGCCUAAACGAGGGGAUGUUGGGAUGGCUGCUGGACAGGUUUCUCGUCAGCAUGUGGAUCCUGUUGGUGGUGUGCUUGAUGCUCGGUGGGGCUGCCUCUUCUCUGCGGUGCCCUGAUGGGCUUGAAUGCAAGGAACCCCACGCCUGCUGCAGGCGUCCUGGGGGAGACGGGUAUGCCUGCUGUGACCAACCCCGGUUCCCAGGAGUAUCCUUGCACAUGUUGCCUCCAAAAACCCUGAAUGAGGGCUCUGGCGUUGCAUGUCCUGAUGGCAGCAUGUGUCCACUGGAGUACUCCUGCCUGCGCACUCCAGGCGCUUCCUAUGGCUGCUGUCCCUGGGGCAAGGCUGUUUCCUGUGCCGACAGCCGCCACUGCUGCCCCCGGGGCUUCCACUGCAGUGCCGACGGGCGAUCCUGCUUCCAGAGCCAAGGGCUCAUCCCUCCUGCCACCGUGGAUGCCGUCCAGUGCCCAGAUGGAGAAUCUCAGUGCCCCAAUGACUCCACCUGCUGUCUGAUGGCUGACGGCUCCUGGGGCUGCUGCCCAAUUCCUGAGGCCUCCUGCUGUGAGGACAAGAUCCACUGCUGCCCUCACGCGACCACCUGUGACGUGGCCCACUCACGGUGCUUCUCCGCCUCUGGGGAGCAGCCCCUCCGGACCAAGUUCCCAGCCAGGAAGCGAGCACCGGUGCUAGCUCUACCUCAGAAAAACCUCUGCCCAAACAACCAAUCAACCUGUCCAGACACGGCCACCUGCUGCCUACUUCCGACCGGCCAGUCUGGCUGCUGCCCCCUGCAAAAUGCGGUGUGCUGCAUUGACAAACUCCACUGCUGCCCUCAGGGCACCACAUGCGACUUGGCACACUUGAAAUGCACCUUGACCCCUCGGUGGUCGUGGCCAAUCACCCGCCUCCUGGUGGACCUCCAAAAAGCUCGUGAUGUCCAGUGUGACACGGAGCACAAAUGCCCCAACGGCAACACCUGCUGCCGAAAGCCCUCCGGCGACUGGGGAUGCUGCCCCCUAAAGGAGGCUGUGUGUUGCUCGGAUCACAUCCAUUGCUGCCCAAACGGUUACACCUGUGACCUGGCAGAGGGAACCUGUCAGAAGGGCAUCGACAGCAUCCCCUGGCUGGCAAAAUCUUCUGUGGGCAUCGUGAGUGUCACAGCAGCCUCUGCAGGCUCUGUGGUGCCGUGCGACCCCAUUACUUCCUGCCCAGAUGGGCAGACCUGUUGUCGCCUUCCAACAGGUGCCUGGGGCUGCUGCCCGCUGCCACAGGCAGUGUGCUGUCCAGAUCAUCUCCACUGCUGCCCCGCCGGCUUCCGUUGUGUCCCAGGUGGCACGUGUGCGAACGAUGGGGAGAGCAUCCCUUGGCUGAAGAAAAGGCCCGCGAUUGUGCGUGACGCCUCUUCAAGUGGGGAUGUCAGGUGUGAUGACCAAGUCAGCUGCUCUGAUGGGCAGACCUGCUGCCAGCUGUCCUCGGGCGUUUGGGGAUGCUGCCCUUUCCCCCAGGCGGUGUGCUGUUCGGAUCAUAUCCACUGCUGCCCUGCCGGCUUCCGAUGUGGCCCAGAGUUCGGCACCUGCAUGCACAAUGGGGAGAGCAUCCCUUGGCUGGAGAAAAGCCCCGCGAUUGUGCGCGACACCACUUCAAGCGGGGAUGUCAGGUGUGACGACCAAGUCAGCUGCUCCGAUGGGCAGACCUGCUGUUGGCUGUCCUUGGGCGUUUGGGGGUGCUGCCCUUUCCCCCAGGCGGUGUGCUGUCUGGAUCAUCUCCACUGCUGCCCCACCGGCUUCCGUUGUAUCCCAGAGUUCAGCACAUGUUCCAAGGACGGGGAGAAUAUCCCUUGGCUGGAGAAAAGGCCCGCGAUUGUGCGCGACACCUCUUUGAGCGGGGAUGUCAGGUGUGACGACACAAUGAGCUGCACUGACGGGCAGACCUGCUGCCGAACGAAGGAAGGGGGCUGGGCAUGUUGCCCUCUCCCUCAGGCUAUUUGCUGUGAGGACCACCGGCACUGCUGCCCUUCGGGCUACACUUGCAACCUGGAAGCCCAGACUUGCGAGAAGCAGCAGCCCGAGUCCCCUGCUUCCGUGGGAGUGCAGCUCUCGGUCUCACUGAAUCCUUCGCGUGCUGCCACGUCCAGCCACGAUGUGUCCUGCGAUGCUCAGCACUACUGCCACGAUGGCCAAACUUGCUGCCUGAGCAGCACAGGAGGAUGGGCAUGCUGCCCUUACAACAAGGGAUCCUGCUGCUCUGACCGUCGCCACUGCUGCCCCUCUGGCUUCCGCUGCUCCCGCACGGGGUUGCAGUGCGUGCAGAAAGGGCCCCGUCGUUGGGACGCCGGUGUGUUCUCCUCACGCUCCGCACAAGCACUCCCAUUGCUUUGA